Molecule: messenger RNA, 1188 nt
Organism: Darwinula stevensoni
Lineage: Eukaryota; Metazoa; Arthropoda; Ostracoda; Podocopida; Darwinulidae
Source: the annotation of a GenBank genome assembly
AUGCAGCAAAAUCUCCCACCAAGGAACAAGUGCAUCUCCUUCAGUCCCUGUUAUCAGUUUGUCCCUAAAUUGCCACAGAGGAGGUUGAGUCUUGCUUACAUGAGCUCUGGGUACUUUUGGUUGAGGUCUGGAUGGACUUUCCCCCCGCAGGCCUUCCUGGUAGUAGUUGCCAUUCAUCAUCGUACCCACAGGAACUACAGCAACUUCGUGCUGGGGAACGCCCAAGUCCUUCCUGUGUAUCCUAUCGUCUACUGCUCCGAUGGUUUCUGCGAGCUUACUGGAUGGGCGAGGGCGCAAAUCAUGCAGAAGGGCUGCGCCUGUAAAUUUCUUUAUGGACCCGAGACGGACGAGGAGCAUAAGGGUCAAAUCGAAAAGGCUUUGGAGAGCAAAACUGAACUAAAGAUGGAGGUGAUGUUCUACAAGAAAAACGAAUCGUUGACUUUCGGAGAUACGCCCAGCAAGCUGCUCUCACCCUCCGACGAAGAACGGCGCUUGCGGAAAACUUUGCCGGCGGAUCUGUGGCCAUAUUUAGAGGAGGGAAGGAAGACCGCUGACACUUUCAGAGAGAUACUGACGACAACCAAAUGGAGCUCGUCGUCCUUCUCUGAUCAGGAAAUCCUCAUUAAAAGUGCCGAAAAUUCCAAAACCGGAUGGAACAUGUUCUACUUGGAAAUGGAGUUGGACAUUCCCCCGUACGUCUUAUUUCGAUCCGACUGGGACACCGUUCCGGAAAUUACGAAGUGGAAUCCUCUUGUCUUGGAGAGUUCUGUUCCCUUGGAUCUCACGCCCCACUGCCGAAUAACUCAUCAAGUGUCGGCCCCGAUCGCGAACGGGCUCAUCUGGAGCCGAGAGAUCGUAGCGGUUGCUUGUUGGGAGAAGGAAGGCGACACGAUUUACUCGUCCUAUUCUAGCGUUGAGGCUAUGCUGUAUCCUCAGGGAUUCGUCUAUGCUCCCCUGGCAGGGAAUCCGAAUAAGACGCUCCUUACGUGGAUUUACCAUACGGACCUCCGAUUGGCUUUCGUCCCAACCGCAAUUCUCAACAUACGGACUCCAUCUUGUGUCCUCUGUUUUUGGUUACUUGAGUUCGACGAACUCAAGUGCAGUACCGCAUUCCUGGAUAGGGGUGCGGUACUCCAAUACAUGACUAAUGCUUUGACAGUCCCCGUCGACGAGGAAACCCCAGACUAG